ACGUCCGUGAGACCAAAAUCUCUGUCGCUACAGGUGUAGUGUAUUAAAAUACUCCUUAGGAAUGUGCUACUUAGGGUGCACUGAGCGUGCUCGGUACAUCUGCUGAAGCCACUGCCCUUCACCUUGUCCUUAUUAGUCGAAAGUUUCUGCGGACUACUUUUGAGAGGGGUUAAAACGUGACAAAAGGGGCGAAUCGGAGGAGGGGGUGACCAGGGAGGGUCUGAACAGGGGGUGAAAAUUUACUGGUCUGGUGGGUCAAACAGCUGGAGGCAACAUUAGGGGAGGGGCUAAAGGGCAAAAUCAGGAAGGGGGGGGAGGCGGAGUUAAGCCCAGGAGUGAGGUGGUGUCAGAGGGCAAGACCCUGGUACAAGCAGGGGCAGAGGGGGUAGCAGUUACCCCAGUGGCACUGAGACAACAGUGCUUUGUAAACUGGAGAGCAGUGGGUUAAAAGCAGAUGCAGCAGAAGGAAAAACGGAAGUUCUUUCUUUAUCGAGGAAAAAAAGCCCAGCUCUGAGAUCGCUGCUCAGCCAUUCCUCCUACACUGAAGACGGGGUCCCAGUCCCAUUCAGUACCUGCACAUGCUGCCUUUCCGCUAGCUGAAUUGCAGCUGCAACCCUUCCGCUAGUGUUUGUAUGCGCAGUGACAGGAUUAAACCACAGAGCUCAUACGCCUUUGUAGAGAGGACCAGGAACUACUGCAAGGGGGGAAAUUAAUAUCAAAGGAACUUCCUGUCCCCAACUCUUUGCCCUCCUCACUUGUAACUUAGCCCACUGCAGCAAUUGUGCAUUAGAGUUGCGUGGUUGAAUCCGUUUCCAAAGAAGCAUCGGCCCCAAACAAGGAGGUUUCUCUGGUCCCACAUGCUGCCAGCCCAGCGAGGAGGCAGGCAACCCAGCUCCUUCUCCAGCUGUUCCCAGGCCUGGGAAGAUAAUGAUCCAAACAGCGGACCAAAAUUCAAUGAUGAAUCCUGGUCACGUGCCCCCUGUGGGACAUUACACAUAUGCUAAGAAGACUCAUUACAGCCAUCUCCAUUGGAGCCAGGAGAGGGAGAGAGAACAAGCAGUAACUACUGGGAGCUUUAGGAAUAGGAACUGGGACCCAUUACAGGACUUCAGCCUGCAGGAAGCACCUUUUGCGAGUGAAUUUCACUUGGACCAAUAAAGCCAUCUAGAUUUGUUUAAAUAGUUCAUCUCCAGAGUGUGAGAUGCAAGCCUACAAAUCAUGAAACCAUUACAAAAGGUAUGCGCAGCAGGAAAUGGUUAGUGGAGCUGAUCCUGACUAUGGGAUGCUAAAGAUGAAUGUUUUUCACCAAGCAUACAAGUGAGAUGCAGAACUGAGACAACUAGAGCAUAGCCCCAAGCUGGAGUAACCUCACAAAGACAGACCAGACAUGCAGCAGUGAGUAACUGCAUCUACGUGCCUUCAGUUACAGACACUGACAAACUGAGUGGUGCAAUCUGAAGUAAAGAUGGAGGAGCAAGACGUAUUCAGCCAUCGACCAGCAGCGGAAACAGAGCAAGCAGAAAAUGCACCCACACUAUCCCUAUCUGGGACAGUUGACUCCAGUAAUGAUAGGGAAGCCACUCGGCAACAGUACAGCAUCAGCAUGGAGAAGCACUGCAGACACUUUAGACAGUUCUGCUAUCAGGAAGCAGAAGGACCCCAAGAGGUUUACAGCCGACUCUGUGAACUUUCCCAUCUGUGGCUGCAGCCGGGUCUCCAUACAAAGGAGCAGAUCAUCGAGCUGCUGGUUCUUGAGCAAUUCCUGACCAUCUCGCCUGAGGGAAUCCAGACAUGGGCCCAGAGAUUUCAUCCAGAAACAGGUAAUGAGGUUGUUGCCCUUGUAGAGGAUUUCCAGCUAAUUCAUCAGGAGAUUGGGAAAUGUGGGGAAUACCUGUUUCAGGUUCCAGUGACACUGAAAGACGUGGCUGUGUAUUUCACCAAGAAGGACUGGGGUCGUCUGGACAAAAGGCAGAGGGAGUUCUACACGAAUGUCAUGCAGAAGAAUUUGAAGUCUUCUCUCUGGGAUUUGAGACUCCAAAACCUGAUGUGAACUCUCAGAUAGAAACGAGGAAGAGCCUUGCAUCUCAGAUUGUCAGGAUGCCAGAGAAAGGGUAAUACCAAGAGAAGCCG
Messenger RNA from Gopherus evgoodei (Goodes thornscrub tortoise), 2130 nucleotides. Its product is annotated as zinc finger protein 215-like. Lineage: Eukaryota; Metazoa; Chordata; Testudines; Testudinidae. Gene Ontology annotation, biological process: regulation of DNA-templated transcription. The record is from RefSeq and is a predicted model, not a curated record. The transcript is spliced from 5 exons. Bases 1466 to 2050 code for a protein of 194 amino acids.